AGCUGAUGAGAUGGCACAGAGUGCUGAGGUCCAGCCAAGCUUUGAAGACAUUUUUAAUAUUCUCUCCCAGAUCCCAGGAGAUAAACUCCUUAACCUCAAACAUAAACUGAAGCACUUGAUAUCUAAGCCCAGCAGCAAAUUAUUGCAAGCCAUGGUCCUGCUUACUUUGGGGCAAGAAGCAGAUGCAAGAAUUUGUCUGGAUACUUUGAGGAACGACCAGGCAGCCCUAUAUAUCCACAGGACCAGACUGGGCACUGCGAGAGUACAGGAAGACGGUGAGGAUUUGCAGCCCCCCCAGCUGGAUGCAGAUGCCAUAGCGCUUCUGGCACAGAUCUACUCGCUGCUGGUAGACGAAAAAGUGUGCAGUCGGGAAGCUAUGGUCAGAGCCUACCAGACUGCCAUCAAGGCCUGUGACACUAGCGGGAACCCUCAGCGGGAACCACUGAAGAGCAUCCUGGCUGAGGCUCAGGAAAAAUGUGGUGCUGCUAUCAGCUUUAUGGGUUCAGGUGGCAGGUUCCAGAUGAUGAGAUCGGACCCGGGAUUUUUCCAGACUGCCAGCCCAAACCGUGUGGCACGAAGUUCCCCAGUGCAGAUCGGAAAUGUGUCGGACCUUUCAGGCCCACGGACCUUGCGCUCCUCGGGGAGCCCAGCUUCUUUCAUCAGUCACUUUGAGAUCAGUGAAUCGCCAACAGCCGUUUUUCACACCCAGCCUCCUCACUGUAACCAUGUCCCCCAGCUGAGCCAGCUGUGUGCAGAGCCUAUGAGCUGUGCUGGAGAGCCUGCCAGGGAGAGCGAGAGCCACGGCCUGCAGGAAACAAGCUGGGCCAACAGCACCAAUUCACAUCCCAUGCAGGGCACAACCGCCCAUGUCCCCAGACCAAAGAUGGAGGUUCUGCAGACCAGUUCUUGUCAUCCAUUUCUCCCUAUUCCUGAAAUUCAGCUUCCUACACCGAGUGCUGUGAACCAACCUGUCGAAAGUAGUGAUGUUUCCAGCACAGUGACAGCAGAACCUCAGGCACCAAAAGAAGGCACAGCCCAAAAGCAAGAGGACUUACCUACAGGUCUUCCUGAUUCAAGAGCCACAGCGCACACUGGUCCCAUCCACACGUCUGCAGAGGAUAUUCCAGCAGCCUACCCUCCUCCUGUCCAAAAUGCAGAAGCAGCAUCCACAUCAGAGCCAGAUGAAGAGAGAAAGUUCUUCACUUUUGUUGUCCUGCAUGCUAGUGAAGAUGUGGACAUUGCCUGUCGGGUCAAGGAGCUGCUGGAAAGCAUGGGGGUUCCCAAUGGUGCCACAUUCUGCGAGGACUUCCUCACUGCUGGACGUGGCCAGCUGUUUUGCUUCCAAGAUGCUAUGGAAAACUCUGCUUUCACCAUCCUUUUGCUGACCAAGAACUUCCUGUGCCAGCUGUGCAUGUUUCAAACAAACUCAGCUCUGAUGGAGUCCAUCCUGCGACCAUCCAAGCACAACUCAGUCAUCCCUUUUGUUCCCAGAGAGAACCCCUUGGAGAGGAGGGAGAUUCCCGCCCUACUGAGCGGGCUGGUGUCCUUGGAUGAGAACUCCUCUGUGUUCUCCAAGACAGUAAAGAACACCUUUACACCCAGCAAGAUCAGUGAGCUGAAAGCCAUGUGGAAACAGAUACAGCAAAUCCAGGAGCAUAAAAGGAAACUGCAGCUGUAUCAGGAUCACUGUCAAACACUGAAGAACUUAGCUGAUCUGAACCUCGGCUCCGUUCCCCAGAUGCCUUUGUCAGCACCACAGCCAAAUCUGGGAAGCUUACAGCAGCUUUUGGAGCAGCUCAUGCCUCACCAGUCACCCCAACAGUGCCAUUUUCCUAUGCCUGUCCCUCCUGCCACAUACCCACCUCCCUCCGCUGAUCACGCCAUACCUGCUCAGCUGGGUCCCUCUCCUUCCCAAACAUUUUAUCUCCCAUCAGGCCACCCCAAUAUGAUGCAAGGUCCAGGAGCUGCCCAGAACCUCAUCAUUCAGCAUGCUCGAAUGGUACAGAUUGGGAACCACAACAUGAUGCAUGUGCAAACUGCCCCAUCAGGUCAAGAGGACAGUGAAGAAGAAACCAGGGAGAAGGCUUGAUCAAAGAUGCAGAAGUUCAACCAGGGACAGAGACAUUCACACUUAAUUCCUAAGCUAGAUAGCAACAAAUCUGCUGGGACUGGGACUGUUCUUAUUAUUUCACUGUGAAUAAAACAAGGUACCACUUUCUUGGAGCAGAGGAGAAAAUGACCUCUUUUCUGUUGGACAAGAGAGGUUGCAGUCUCCUGAGACUGUUUUCCUUGUGCUUAUUUUCAAGUAACUGCAAAAACUAUUUUCUUGACUCUUGAGGGCUACUUGAAGAUUUUAUGAAUACAUUUUAAUUAAUUCAUCUGUGUUUCUCCAGUUCUUUCUUGUAGAAAUGGGAAAGGGACAGUCAGGAAUAUCUGGGAAACUGUUCUGAAUGUGUGUAUCUCGGGGCAGGCAGCAGAGCCCAGGGGAUGGUGCUGGGACACAGCACAUCUAGAUCCUGUUUCAGAAUCUGCUGUCGAGUUGUGUGAACCUGGCCAAGUCAUUUGAGGGAAAAAUUUCCAGGGAGUGCUUGGGGGGGGGUCACUGUGGCCUCCUGUCGAGGUGCUGAGCACCAUGAGGUCCCCUUGUUUUCUUCUGGUAGUCCUCUUCUCUCAGGGUGGCACGGUGCCCUCUUGGCACUUAAAACCAAUGCCUGCUUUGAGUGAAUAGAGCGUUCUCUUUGCUGCGGCCUGCCAGCAAAGCCAUUUCCCCCAACCUCUCAAAUCAGACCCAAAGAGAGUCAUGAAAGUGGCUUCAAAAACUUCUGUGGGGCGGCAGGCCUGUGGGUUGAGGUGUCGGGAGAUCACUUUUCCCAGUUUCCUCUGAAACCACAGAGAGAGAUGCUUUUUGUUUGUGAAAGAUUAAAUUCCCGCAUGAUCCUAGAGCCACAGCUUUAAGGAAAGUAUUUCUGUAUUUAGGAAAACUCUGUGAAACUCACAAGGACUGACACUGCACAACAGACACAAGGUUAAACAAAAAUCUUUAGAGUAAAGCUGCACUUGAGGAAAAAGUGCCUUGAUGAAAGUGGAAUUGGAAGGGGAAAUAUGGGCAGAGAGUCCAAGGAGGCAGAGGCUGAGGAUUCACUUCUCCAUUCCUACCUGUUUAAAGGCCAGAGGUGAGAGCAGGGCCCUGGUACGCUAACCGUUAUACAGAGAAAUCCUUCCCACUGAGAUUUCUCCAUUUAUUGAUUUAUGUUAUUGCCUUUGAAGGAAAUGUUUGGCUCAAAGAACAAGAGCAUUGGGCAGAGGAUAACAGAAAGAAGGGAGAAAGCUCAUGAACGCAGGGGGACAUUCUGCAGGACCUGGGCCACGGCUACACGAGCCAAGUUUCUACUGUGCUUUUAACACAGGAGCAUUUCACCAGCAGGGCGUCCGAUUCCUCGCUCUCCCUCUGACUUGCCUUCUGCUGCGGCCCUUUGCCUGCUCUGUCGGUAGAGGUCAGCCCAAUGCCACCAGAUGUCUAGAAAUGGGACUGUUCCCUCUGCAGACCAGAGCCCAAGCAACAGCAGCAAAUUCUAGAGUCACCUAAGACGCUGAUCUAGGGUGUGCCUGCAAGCUGCAGGGCAACGCUAUUCCUGUCCCUGCAAAGGAGCCAGACAACUGCCGAGUCCUCAUUAAGGUGAGACUAGAGGGCCAGUGUAAUUGAUUCAGGGGAAGUGACUCAGUUUCCUGUAUUUCUCCAGAUGUUUGUACGCGCAUGUCACUCUCAAUAAUUGUUCCAGAACAUUUCAAAUCAAGAGAAGCCAGCAUGGUCUGGCAGCCAAAGCAAAGGACUCCUACAGGCUGCCCCGGGACUCUGGACUACACAAGCAGGGCACUCACAGGGUGUAAUUCUGGAUUCUAGCCUUUGUCCAAACCAUCCAAGCUUUAUAACAAGCUACUGCAUAAGAAAGAUAUUAAUAAUUCUUGGAGAAAAGACAGUUCAGCCCACAUCAAUCCCCUCCCAGGGAGCACUUUGAUCAUUAGGCUAAAGACUAUCUAUCUUCACUCUUCCUUUCUGGCUCAAUUUAUCUUAAACUCUCUCUCUGCACAAAGCACUCCCCCCUCAGACAGGUACUAACCUACUAAAUUAACUACUGAGAUAUGAAUCCCCCAACACUGAGGGACAGUAGAAUGGGAGUCAGCUCCUUAAAGGACAGCUCCUUAAAGGACAGCAGGUAAUGGUAUAAAGGAGGGCAAUCACCGCCACCGCGUUCAAAGCUGCAACUGCUGCCUUUUUAUUUUCAAGCAAGCUAAGCCCAUCAUCAGGAGGCACUGAGGAUGUCUGCUGGACUGAGCACCCUGGGGGGGAAGUGGAUGAAAGUGAAACUGGAGAGCCUGACUAAAUAUCAGUGCAAGUUCUGGAGCUUCUGGGCACAACCAGAUGCAGGAACUCAGAGAGCUGAACUGCCCAUACUCUUAAAUGGCAACAGAGCAGUGGCUUUCAGGAUCAGAGUUUUGGAUUUAAAUCUCCCAGAAGUUCCUCUUUAGAGGCCAUAGGUCCUUUCUCAUGGAUCUGCCCAGAGAAGAUCUCUCUGCCUCCCUCUCACCCCCAUAAGCUUCAAGGAGGCUUAACUCCUCUUGGACCUCCUUGGCUGAAAACUUGCACAAGACACAGGGUUUGUGCAAAUCAAAGUCCUCUCUGUCCCGAGCAGAACAAGAACCACAUAAGACCACUUCUAUUUAAGAGCUGCCAUCGGUUGCUGGCUUCCAACUUUGAAACAGUCUGGCUUUUACUUUUAAGUUCUAAGGGCUCAGUGACAAUGGGUUAACUAAUUUACUUUCUUAUAGAGUCUGCUGGAAUCCUCCAACUGCUUGGAUCCCUUUUAAGCACUCAGAAAGGCCCUAUUUUCUCUCCUUUACGUCACCUUUGUUUGAAUAGGUGUUGUGUUACCGCAAUUCCUGUCACACCGCAGUUGUUGCUGUGCUGCUACCAGGGCAGUCCCUCCCCUUGGGAGAUACCAAACACAUUACUCCUUUCCCAACUAUUCUGCUUUCUAUAAAUAAACAUCAUGCAAAACUGACCGGUCAGUUGGAAGCUGCUCUAGCUUGUGAACAAGCUUAUCGCAGUCACAUCAAGUUUGCUUGGACUGGAGGAAGGCAGAAGGAAAGACAUGGCAGGAGACUGUAAAACCCUGUAGGUAUUUUUUUAGCCUGUGCGUGGAAGGCCAAGCUCAAAGGUUACUGGGAGCAAUUUAAGAGCCACAGCCCUGUUUCAAUUGCAGCAGUAGGUUCACUCACCCCACAUUUUGGGGUCCUGCUUGAGCAGGGAGGUUGGACUAGAUGAUCUCCAGAGGUCCCUUCCAACCUAAACGAUUCUGUGAUUCUGUGAUUUUCAGGCAGCUCUUUGCUGUUGCAGACCCUGGAAAGGAAGCUUACCACUCAGGCCUUAUUUUCACCAGGAAAACGUGCAUGUGCUUGUGACCUUCCAGUUGUUCCCCAACUUCUCUGUGAACUGCAGAAACGCUGACACAGCGUCCCUAUCUUUACACCCGAGGCCACUUACUUUAUAAACAACAUUCAUGUAACAUCAGCAGGCUUCAGAGAGCUCCAAUGACCACCAUGAAAGGAAAGGAGCAACUGGCUCCAGGAAAACCUUGGGUGAAUUUCUCUCCCGUUUUGCAUUUCCAAAGAAACCUGUAUGGAAACCUUCACUGUCAAGAGAGCCAAUUACAGGUGCUAGAAAGAGUUUGUUGUUGUUGUUGUUGUUUUUAAGAGAGAGAAGAAAGCACCUCUCAGGUGUGUGUGUGUGUAGCAGGGGACAAACAUUUCAAUGACGGAAGAGUACAGAAUGGCUCCUGGAGAGCAAUGUGCUACAGCGGCAUCUGUAGCCAUCCCAGUGAAAAAAACUCCAUGCUCUGUCCCAGAUAAUUGCUCAGAUAAUAAAUCCAUCAUUGAAACAUUUCACUGCUCCCCACAACUAUCUGUUCUGCCCUGCAUCCUGGAGUUGGCCCAGACAACACCUACAGUAAAUAAUGAUUGUCCACAGUAAUUAUGCCUGAAUUCAUGCAGUAAUUUCUCCCACCCGAUAAUUACCAUCAAUAUUUAAUUGCUGGGUCCUCACUGUGUAAUUACAGGCUAUUUAUGCUCUGAAAAAAAAAAAAUUAAAAGCCCUUUUCUACCACACAAAGCAGCCUCUUCCAUGAGGCUUUUUUACAGGACUGGAUCCCCCCAGCUACCUGAUCACAAGACCUUGGCUCCAGAGCUGCUCCUCAUCCUAGCUCUGCGGUACGACUCCCUUUUCAUCUCUCUCCUCACAGCAGUUCUACCUACGGGAUGGCAGUCAGAGAGCACCAGAGUCAGGAACGACCAGCCAGCACCUCAGUCCAGAGGCUAUCCCCUUUCCUGUACCUGCUGCGACAGCUGUUCACCUGCAUACCUGAACAUCACCAAGAGCGUAGCACAACGACAGCAGAAGCAUCUCCCACAGAACUGCAGACUUAAACGUCACGUUCACAUUCUCAAAGAAAACAGAAGGGAGUAACACUGAGGGGUGUGUCAAAAACGGAGCAGUCAACACAGGGCCAAACUUUCAAAUACUUCACGCCUCCAUGUGCUCCCCUCCCCAGGGAAGACUGAGCAUUUUCGGAAAUCCAGCUCUGCCCUAUUGGGGAACUAACUCCAGUACCUUUAAUUCUUCUGUCUGCUUUUGGCCACCCACUGACAGCUUUGGGGUUUAAAGAUAUAAGUUGAUGACAGCCACGUUGCAUCCCUCUUCCUGCCUGCUGUGCGAGGGCUUAGUUCAUCACAGUACUUUACACACAGGAGCAAGAUAGCCAAGUCAGUACUCAAGCCUACAAACAGUCCCGAUUCUGUAUAAGGCAGGUAGCAUCUCAGUCAACAGGAUAUCAUCCAUUCUCAUUGCUUCAUUGACAUCGAAAGAUAACGCAAAGCAUUUAAAGAGAGGUGUGCUUUAAGUGUCGGUGUUAGCCUUCUUCAGGCGAGAGUGUUUGCAAACGCAGUACAGAUAAACUUUUCCUGCGAGUAAACCGAGAUGAAAUGAAAGUCUCUCCUGUUGAUUGUAAAAGUCACGUUAUUUCCAUAUCCACAAAUGCACCAUCCCUAGAAAACGAGCAAGAGCUGAAAACAGAGGCUUACCAGCAAAAAGUCCAAGGCACUUGCAUUCUAGCAGCCAUUUUUUGUUUUAUUAUUUAAAGUUAAGAGCGCUCAUCAGCUCACAAAUUAACAAAUUCCAUUUCUGCAGUUUAGUUCAGAUUUCAGCCAAAAGGAGAAAAAAAAAUAGAACAUAGCCAAACUAACUCCGCACUUUACGUCUUGAUAAAAGUUAAACCUCCUUGCUUUAUAAAUAAAAGUUAUAGUUAACACUGCAAAAAUGUAACGGCAGAUCUACAGUAUUUUUAACGGGCAGAGAGCAUUGGAUUAUUGAGGCUUAUGGAUACGCUGGCUU
Molecule: messenger RNA, 7444 nt
Organism: Struthio camelus australis
Lineage: Eukaryota; Metazoa; Chordata; Aves; Struthioniformes; Struthionidae
Source: RefSeq, a predicted model, not a curated record